This is a messenger RNA of Leptosomus discolor (cuckoo roller), 1023 nucleotides long. RefSeq names its product F-box and leucine rich repeat protein 15 (gene FBXL15). Gene Ontology annotation, molecular function: protein binding. The record is from RefSeq and is a predicted model, not a curated record. Lineage: Eukaryota; Metazoa; Chordata; Aves; Leptosomiformes; Leptosomidae. Gene Ontology annotation, cellular component: SCF ubiquitin ligase complex; cytoplasm. Gene Ontology annotation, biological process: SCF-dependent proteasomal ubiquitin-dependent protein catabolic process.
GAGGCGUCUGGCAGUAGGUGUGAGGUGAUAUAGCCUGGCUCUCACCGCAGCCUGGCUCCUUGGCGUCUGAUGAUGAGUUUGACCCCCUCCAGGGGAUGCCUCCUGGACCUGCCCUGGGAAGACAUCUUGGUUCCACAUGUCCUCUGUCAUCUGCCACUGCAGCAGCUCCUGAGCCUGCAGAGGGUCAGCAAGUCAUUCCAGUCUCUCAUCCAGCUGUACCUGGCCAACAUGCGCUGCUUUGACUCAAGCCAGAUUGGACCUGCCAUCCCUCGAGCUGCUUUUGUUAACCUGCUGAAGGACAACGAAGUACUGCAGCAGCUGGUGCUCCAGAACUGCUCUGACUGGCUGACGGACAGGGAGCUGCUCCCGGUCAUUGGGCAGAACCACCACCUGCACCAGAUCCAGCUGAAGGGCUGUGCCCAGCUCAGCCGCCACGCGCUGGUGGCCAUCUCGCUGAGCUGCCCCAACCUGCGCUGGCUCUCCCUGGCUCACUGUGAGUGGGUGGACAGCCUGUCCCUGCGCAGCCUGGCUGACCACUGCAAGGCGCUGGAGGCUGUGGACCUGACGGCCUGUCGCCAGCUGAAGGACGAGGCCAUCUGCUACCUGGUGCAGAAGUGCAGCAGGCUCAAGUCGCUGUCACUGGCUGUCAAUGCCAACGUGGGCGAUGUGGCAGUUGAGGAGAUUGCUAAGUGCUGCCCUGAGCUGGAGCACCUGGACCUCACAGGGUGUCUGCGGGUCAAGAAUGACUCCAUCAGGGUCCUGGCUGAGUACUGUCCCAAGCUGCGCUCACUGAAGGUGAAGCAUUGCCACAACGUGGCUGAGUCCAGCCUGAGCAUCUUCCGAAGCCGUGGAGUGGAGCUGGAUGUGGAGCCUCCGCUGCAGAGGGCUCUCGUUCUCCUGCAGGAUGUGGUUGGCUUCGCCCCUUUCAUCAACCUCCAGAUCUAGAACUGCUGCUGCUGGGGAGGGGGGGACUGAUGCGACGCUGGGAUCCCAGGAGGAUGCCGGAACCGGCUGCUGUGGAGA